Messenger RNA from Geodia barretti, 1008 nucleotides. The record is from the annotation of a GenBank genome assembly. NCBI's taxonomy places the organism in Eukaryota, Metazoa, Porifera, Demospongiae, Tetractinellida, Geodiidae.
AUGGAAAUAACAUUUUAUCAAGAAUUAACAACUAUUAGCCUCAGCGGCGAGCUCCUUUCCGAUGCUACCUGUGAAAAACUUCUAACCGCAUCGGAGAUAGAAUUACUCCCACUUCUGGAUGCAGCGUAUCAGGUUCGCAAAACCUACUUUCAAAAUGAGGUACAACUGCAUAUCCUCAACAACGCCCAGAACGGCUACUGCCCAGAGGAUUGCCAUUAUUGCGCGCAGGCAAAUUCCGCAACGACAGACAUCGAAGCCUACCCUUUAAAACCUGAUACUGAGAUUCUGGCGGAAGCUGAACGCGCUUAUGAAUCCGGCGCGUAUCGCUACUGCAUUGUAAUGAGUGGACGCGGUCCCUCACCAAAACGAGUCGCUCACCUUGCGAAACUCAUCCGCACUGUAAAAGCGCGCUACCCGAUCGAAGUGUGUCUCUCCGCCGGAUUGGUUGAUGUAGAAUCUGCUGGUAUCUUAAAGUCCGCGGGAUUGGACAGAUUGAACCAUAAUCUGAAUACUUCCGAAGCCCAUUAUCCAAAGAUAUGUAGCACGCAUAGCUAUCAGGAUAGGAUGGAUACGUUGCAAGCCGCACAGACGGUCGGGCUCGCCUGUUGUUCAGGUGUGAUCGUGGGGAUGGGUGAAGGGAUAGAUGACUUAAUUAAGGUGGCGAAAGCACUCCGGCAACUUGAGGUCGCCUCACUCCCAGUAAACUUUUUCUUGCCAAUAUUCGGCACGCAGCUGGUGGAAACGCCUACGCUAACGCCCGAUUAUUGUCUACGCGUGUUAUGUCUUUACCGAUUUCUGAAUCCUCAGGCUGAGAUACGGGUCGCUGCAGGCAGGGAGCAUCAUUUUCGGAGCAUGGAAGUGAUGGCACUCUAUCCAGCGAAUUCAAUGUUUAUAGACGGCUACCUGAAUGCGGAAGGCUCGACGGCAUCGCGCACGCUUGAAAUGAUUCGGGAUGCCGGGUUUACGGUGAAAACAAACAGUGAUGAUACGGAACCACUCAAGCAGGAA